Messenger RNA from Hypanus sabinus (Atlantic stingray), 8827 nucleotides. It is a transcript of the gene rnf180a, whose product is annotated as ring finger protein 180a. Gene Ontology annotation, cellular component: endoplasmic reticulum membrane. The coding region runs from base 987 to 2771 and encodes 594 amino acids. Gene Ontology annotation, biological process: positive regulation of proteasomal ubiquitin-dependent protein catabolic process; serotonin metabolic process; norepinephrine metabolic process. Lineage: Eukaryota; Metazoa; Chordata; Chondrichthyes; Myliobatiformes; Dasyatidae. The transcript is spliced from 9 exons. The record is from RefSeq and is a predicted model, not a curated record. Gene Ontology annotation, molecular function: ubiquitin conjugating enzyme binding; ubiquitin protein ligase activity; metal ion binding.
UAGAACGAUAUUAGAAUCAAUGAAAGACUACACCUAACAGGGUGGACAAACAACCAGUGUGCAAGAGACAACAAACUGUGCAAAUACACAGACAAUAAUAAGUAAUAAAUAUUGAGAACAAGAGACCUUGAAAGUGAGUCCAUAGGUUGUGGAAACAGCUCAAUGAUGGGGCAAGUUAUCCCCACUGGUUUAUCAGCCUGAUGGUUGAGGGGUAAUAACCAUUCCUGAACUUAGUAGUGUGAAGCCUGAGGCUUCUGUACCUUCUUUCCGAUGGCAGCAGGGAGCAGAUAACAUGAUCUAGGUGAUGGAUCUUCCUGAGCUGGAUAAUGCUUUCUUGCAUCAGGAAAAUCUUCAGGAAUUAUUCGAAGCAAAAGAUGAGCAUAUGUUAGUGGGGAAGAAUGAUGUGAAGUUAAGAAAUGCAUGAGCAGAGAUGCAGUAAACGUAUGUAAGCAUUUGUUCUGAAAAUAUUUGUGAUGCGAGAACUUUUGUAUUAAUCGCAGUUCUCCAAACAGCAAAAAUGAAAUGAUUUCACACUAUAGAUUUAAAAAAAAAUCUCCUCCUACGUUCCAAUGCAAUCCAAAGGUUUUUUUAAAAAAAUAAAUUCACAUUAUUUUACUGGGUGGAAAUGCCAAAAAUAUGGUAAGAACGAGAGCUCAAGAUUCGGGGACGCUUGUUCUGAACUGUGGAGGAGAAGGAAGUAGAGGUGAAAAGCUGAAAGGGAAGGAGAGUGAAAACAGCGAAAGGAAGCCGGAGUCGAAGGCGAGCGCUCGGGAAACAGGAACCGGAGCUGGACGCUUCCAGUUUUAGAAAGGACUGCUCUUCUAACAAAACCAGUCAACCUUCCAAUGCAAUGAUGGAAAAUGCCAUUUUACCUACAUACUUCUCACCAUCCAGAUCUCCAAAUGAAAUUGCCAGGGCGUAUUCACUAAUGUGCCAAAUGAAAAGUUACUGCACAAGACAUGUGAGGAUCCACUGAGAAUUCAGAAAUGGAAGGUAUACUACAUUGCUGGAAAUGUCGAAGAUUUGUAUUGAAUGCUGAUAGUUUGUCCCUUCCACAGGGGAUUCAAAAAUCAAAAAUGCAGGAUGCUGCUGAGGAAUCAACUGCACAAGUCAACUGUACCGUAUGGCAUGUAAAGUUAGAGGCUAUUCCAGAGUGGAUACAAAAAGAAAUAGAAAAGUCAUGGUGGACAAUUGGGAAACUGAACUGCCAGCACUGUGGGGCCCGUCUAGGGGAAUUUAAUUUUGUUUGCCCUGCCAAAUGCCCUUGUGGGCAGACAGUGACUGUUCAUAUCUGCAAGCGUCGGACGGACUAUGAACCGCUACAUUUAAUCAGAAGCACUGAGUCUGCAGAGGUGAAAUCCUUGCAGAAAAUACAAUAUAUACACAGACUAGAACCUGUGGAGAAGUUGGAGCAUGGGUCAAAAAAUAGUUUGUUCCACUGCAGGCAAAAAGAAUUUUUACAUCAUUUGAAAAAGAUGGAUCAUGAACAAGGGACUGAUGACCUUUGCCUGGAGGCAAGAUCACACAACAGAGGAAUUGUAGAAGUUGACAGCAACUUCAAAGCAGCUUAUCCACAGCCAUGCUCUUCUGCUUCACAGCCAGUGAGAGCCAGAUGUGCAGUGAAAGGUUUUCAUAAGAAGUCUUUCAGUCUGGAUUUUAACAGCAUAAGCUCAAAGGAUGCAUCAGUUAGUUCUGCUAGCAUUCAUGGAUUGUGUCCACGAUCUUCUUCUUGUGGCCUUAUAAUGAAUCACAUUGCUGAGGCUUCUAAUCCGAUACAGCAGAUUUCAGUGUCAGAAGAUACUAAACUGCAGCUGUUUGCAAGAGAAGAAUCAAAUGGAUCUCUCUUUCCUAAUCAGCACAUUAAAGAGUCUGAUUUUGUGUUGAACCCUCAGUCAUUCCAUGAUCAUCCAGUUGACGAAGAAGACAUCGACCCUGGUCCAUCUGUUCCAAGACACUGUAGGAACACAGCUGCUCACGUAUCCACCAUUGUUAGAGGUUGGUCUCCUGAAUCAAGUACUGAAACAAGUGAUGCAGAAGAGAAGGGGGAAGGACAUGAAGCUGGAGCAAGCAAUCCUUGUGAUGAUUCUGCGCCAUGUGUUCCCUUAUUGUCCUCUGUAGAUGAGAGACCCUUGAGUAAAAGAGAGAGAAAUAAACUGAAGAGUUUGAAGAGGAAACAACGGAAGUGGCAGCGAUGGCAUCAGAGCAAAUUGAAGGAACAAAAACAGGCUUCCAAUUCAAAUCUGACCACUUCAGAUGAUGAUGAAAUUAAGUGGGAAAAGGAAGGCUACAUCUGUGCCGUUUGUCUGGAUAUUUUCUUCAGUCCUUACAUGUGCUACCCAUGUCAUCACAUCUUUUGUGAACCUUGUCUUCGGAGUCUUGCAAAAGACAACCCUACGAGUACGCCAUGCCCUUUGUGCCGUACCAUCAUCACAAGAGUUUUUUUUCAAACAGAGUUGAAUAACACCAUGAAAAGUUUAUUCUCCGAGGAGUAUUUAGCCAGAGGACAAAGCUUUCAAAAAGCAAGCUGUGCAAAGUGGCCAUUGCCUAGCUGCAGGAGACUGAUCAAAGUCUUGGGAGGUUUUCGAAGACGUCCGGAUCCUGUUGCAAGAAGACAAUUCCCUCAUGGUGCCUACAGGCUGGAUUUUGAAGAUGACAAUCGUGGCUGGAGAUUUGAUAUGGACAUGGUUAUCAUUUAUAUUUAUUCUGUUAACUGGAUCAUCGGAUUCAUUAUAUUUUGCUUUCUUUGCUACUUUUUCUUUCCAUCCUUUUAAAUUAUUAGGGCUUUGAUAACAUGAUAAUAAUUCAAGCACAGAAUGUUGAACAAGUUUAGAAGAAAUUGCCUGAGAUAUUGCGUAUUAAAAAUUGUCCAGAAAUAUGAAGUUUGAAGAAAUAAGUUAGCCAUAUUCUUUCCAGCUGCAGUUACCUUGUGCAAUUUUAACCCAGCUUUGAAAACUAAGCUACCAUUAAUGGAAUCUACAGAGUAUAGCAGAUGCAAUUUUAUUUGUUUCCAUGAAAUUGAACACUAUCUGAACUUAGUUUAAAAACUUAAUUGUAACCAUCUCAUAAUAUGGUUUAUUUAUGCCAUUUUUGGGACUUUAAGUAUUUUGUUUCCACCUCUAAGAUAUUGUGGACAAGAAUUAAUACUGGCAAUAACUGGGGAUAGUGCAGAAUACAGUCUGUAUAAAGCAAGAACUACAUGUGGUUUUGGACAAGUACUGUAUCUUAAACAUUUACUUUCAUUGGUUCAAGCACACUCUUCAAAGUUAGUGUGACACUUUGAGUAGAAUACUGAUAAUUUUCAAAUAACUUGAACAAAAAAAAAUGUAGAAUACUAGAGCCAGUUUAAAAAUCACAUUUUAUACAAGUUUCAGUAUAAUACUUAUUUUAUAGAGUUGUUUAAUAAGAAUGCCAGCAAUCUGAAUUUAUCACCAUCUUGGACAACUGUUUCCUAUCCUUAUUUUAAUUUUUCCACUAAUUGUAAUUACUAAAGGCUUGAAAAAAAAAUCCUCCAUUACUAUGCAACAAACCUGACAUUCCUCUGUGUCAUUUUGAUAACAGCAGGAAUAAUGAGGCAUAUUUCAUACAGGAUAUAUGUAAUUAUAUUAUUUUAUAUAUAUCUGUCUUCAAGACCGGUGAUUCCUCAUAGAUCCAUGUGAAAACAGUUACUGAGAAAAGUACAACAACAUAUGAUGAAGUUAGCUGUGGAUCUAAAAUUACCUUAAAAUAUGACUGUUUGCUUCCAUCAGUACAAAAAAUACUUCUUGAUUGACAAGUGGGGAAACCUAGGACCAUGGUUAUGUGUUAAAGGUGUACUGGGCAGUACUGAAUCUUCAAGCACAUGUUGUCCUUGGUACAGCAUUGUCUGUUUGCUUGCUUCACUGGUACCACCCUGUCAUUCCAAUGAAUUUCUGGGUUUCUUAGUUUUAUAUGGAGUGGAGGCGUAUUGAGCUUUUUUGGCAUCCUCUUGCUCCGUUUAAUAUUUUACCUUUUACAGAACCCUGUUACUUUUUUUUUUAAAUCAUGUGGCAUCAGAUGGAGCAUUACUUAUUUGCAAUACUGAUCGACUUUUUGGAUGGAUGUAUCUUUCGAAAGUUCAGUUGCUGUCAGUAAGCUGAGGAGGGAGGAAUUGUCUCAAGUGAUAAUUAGAGGGAGUCUCGAGGCGUUUAUUGCCAGUUACCCUAGUAGCUGAGAUCAGAGAACCUGCCACAGCCAUCAAAAAUAGUAUAUCCUUUAGAAUCAAUAUGGUUCCAAACAUGCAUUAACUAAAGGUCUGCACUCGAGCAGUACAAAAAUGUCGGGAUUAUUUACAUUUGCUUAUGAUGCCUUAGUAGACAGUAUGACACAAAUUUUAUGUGUGUAUUAUAUUUUGAAGAUGAGCCCUCCCAAGUUAUGAGUUUUGGAUUUUCUUGGCAGCCCAAUCAGAGGGGCAGGGAAAAGAGAGAGAAAAAAAAAUCAAAGCAUUCACGGGCUUUCACCAUUUUUACGACAGUCCAAUCGAAUUGCAGUUCAUUUCUUUCAUCAGAGUAAGGCAGGGAUAAGACUAUUGUGUGAGUGGACCAGUGUUAGAAUGCAGAGGUUUUGGCUCAUUAAGUUUCAGUGAAAAUAGACUUAAAGUUAAGCAUCUGGUAAAUUUCUUCCUCAUUCUUCAUCCAUCAGUACAUAGUUAGAGCAGUGAAAAUAGCUCAUGGGCUGUGUUGUGUUCUUUGUGUGAGAUGUGGGAAUGUGGGAGACCAGCAGCCUCCCAGAUAACCACAUCUGCAUCAGGUGCACCAAGCUGCAGCUCCUCUGAAAGUAUGUUAAGGAACUGGAGCUGCAGCUCGAUGACCUUUAGUUCAUAGGGGAAACUGAGGAGGUGGUGGAUAGGUUGUCACCCCUAAGUUGCAGGAGGCAGUUACCUGCAUGACUGUCAGAAUAGGGAAGGGAAAUGGGCAAGUGUUCCCCUCAAUAGUAAGUAUACUGCUUUGGAUACUAUGAAUGGAUGACCUACCAGAGGGAAGCUGCAGUGACAAUGUCUCUGACACUGAGACUGGCCCUGUUAUUCAGAAGGAGGGAAGAAGAGGACUCCAGUAGUGAUGGGGGAUUACCUACUUAGAGGAGUAGACAUGAGAUUAUGUGGAUGCAAUAGACACACUUAGAUGAUAUGUUGCCUCCCAGAUGCAGGGUCAGGGACAUCUUGAAUCAACCUAAAAAGAAAGGGUGAGCAGCCAGAAGUCUUGGUACCUAAUCACAACAAUUACGUAGGUAGGAAAAAGGAAGAGAUCCUGAAGAGAACAUUUAUAGAGCUCGGUAGAAAGCUGAAAAGCAGAACCUCCAGAGUAGUAAUCCCUGGAUUGCUGCCAGUGUCAUGUGCCUAUGAGCGCAAGAAUAGGAUGAUUUGGCAGGUGAAUGUGGGGCUGAGGAAAUGGUGCAGAGGUCAGGGUUUCAGAUCUCUGGAUCAUUGGAAUCUCUUCUGGCAAAGGUAGUACCUGAACAAAAGGGACAGAUUACACCCGAGGGGCACAAAUAUCCUUGCAGGCUAAUUUGCUAGAAUGGUUGGGGAGUGCUUAAACUAAUUUGGCAGGGAGAGAGGAAGCUGAGUGAUAGGCUGAGGAUGGAGGCAGUUGGUAUACAAGCAGAGACAGAGUGCGAUGAGACUAUGAGGAAGGACAGGCAGAUGAUAGGGUAAAGUUGCAGUCAGUGUAACAGGCAAAAUUGAAAAGGGUGACAGAUACAGAACUGAAGGUGUUAUACUUCAAUACAUGCAAUAUAUGGAAUAAGGUAGAUGAUCUUUUAGCUCAUUUAGAGAUUGGCAAGUAUGACAUUGUGGGCUGAAAGAAGAUUAUAGUUGGGAGCUCAACAUCCAAGGAUACACAGGUAGCCCAGGGAGGUGGUGUGGCUCUGUUAGUAAAACAGAAAAUCAAAUCCUUUGAAAGAGUUGACUAGGAUUGGAAGAGAGAUUUGCUGUGGGUAGAGUUAAGGAACUGCAAGAGUAAAAAGACACUGAUGGGAGUUAAAUACAGGCUUAUGAACAAUAGCCAGGAUGUGGGCUACAAAUUACCAUGGGAGAUAGAAAAUACAUGUCAAAAGGACAAUGUUAGAAUAGUCAUGAGGGAUUUCAAUGUUCAGGUAGAUUGAGAAAAUCAGGUUGGUGCUGAUUUUGGAUCCUAAGAGAGAAUUUGGAGGAUGCAUAUGAAAUGCAUUUUUAAAGGAACUUGUGGUUGAGCCCACUGAGGGAUCAGCUAUUCUGGAUUGGGUGUUAUGUUAUGAAAUGGAUUUGAUUAAGGAGCUUAAGAUUCAGGAACCAUUAGGAGGCUGCAAUCAUAAAGGUAUAUGGAGGAAUUUAAGGUGGAGGGUUAUAUGGGAGGCAGGGUUUAAGGGUCAGCACAACAUUGUGGGCCGAAGGGCCUGUACUGGGCUGUAUUGUUCUAUGUUCUAUGUUUAUUCUAUAAUAUGAUAUAACUUACCCUGCAAUUUGAGAGGGAGAAACUAAAAUCAAAUGUAUCAGUAUUAUAGUGGAGUAACAGGAAUUAUAGUGGUGUGAGAGAGUUGCUGGCCAAAGCUGAGUGAAAGGGGACACUAGCAGGGAUGACAGCAGAGCAGCAAUGGCUUGAGUUUCUGGGGGCAAUUCGGAAGGUGUAGAAUAGAUACAUCCCAAAGCAAAAGUAGUAUUCUUAAAACAGGAUGACACAACUGAGGUUCACAUUGAGAUGUCAAAGUCAAGAGAAAAGCAAAGGAGAGGGUAUGUAAUAGAGCAAAAAUUAGAGUGGGAAGUUAGAGGAUUGGGACCUUUUAAACAACAGAAGGUAACUAAACAUACCAUAAGGAGUGAAAACAUGAAAUAUGAAGGUAAGCUAGCCAAUAUCAAAGAGGAUACCAAAGUUUUUUUUUUGUGGUAUGUAGAGAGUAAAAAGGAGGCAAACGAAGAUAUUGGACUGAUGGAAAAUGACGCUGGAGAGGUAGUAAUGAGGGACCAGGAAAUGGUAGAUGAGCUCAAUAAGCAUUUUGCAUCAGUCUUCUCUGUGGGAAACACUAGCUGUAUGCCAGAAAUUCAAGAGUAUCAGGGGAUAUAUGUGAGUGCAGUUGCUGUUACUAGGGAGCAAGAGCUAGGGAAACUGAAAGGUCACCUGGAGCAAAUAGACUACACACCAGGAUUCUGAAAGAGGUACUGUAGCUGAAGAGAUUGUGGAUGCAUUAGUAAUGAUCUUUCAAGAAUGACUAAAUUCUGACAUGGUUCUGGAGGACUAGAAAAUUGCAAAUGUCACUCCACACUUCAAGUAGGGAGAGGGGCAAGAUAAGGAAAUUAUAUGUGAGUUAGUGUGAACUCAGUGAUUGGGAAUAUUUUGGAGUCAACAGUUAAGGAUGAGUUUUCAAAGUAUCUGGAAGCACAAGAUAAAAUAGGCCAAAGUCAGCAUGGUUUCCAUAAAGAAAGAUCUUGUCUGACAAACCUGUUGGAAUUCUUUGAGGAAAUAACAAUAGGAUAGACAGUGGAGAACCAGUGCAUGUUCUGUACUUGGAUUUUCAGAAGGCCUUUGACAAGAUGUCAAACAUAAGGUCAAACAGGAUCAAGCAUUGGCUGUUUGGCCAGAAGCAAAGUUUGGGAAUAAAGGGAGCCUUUUCUGAAUGGCUGCCAGUGACUAUUGGUGUUCUGCAGGGGCUUUUUUUUUUGUUGUAUGUAAAUAAUUCGGAUGAUGGAAUUGAUGGCUUUGUGGCCAAGUUUGCAAAGAUAAGUGGAGGAGCAGGUAGGCUGCAGAAGGAUUUAGGCAGGUUAGGAGAAUUGGCAAAGAAGUGGCAGAUGGAAUACAAUGUCAGGAAGUGCAUUGUCAUGCAUUUAGAUAGAUGGAAUAAAAGUGUAGACUAUUUUCUAAACGGGGAGAAAAAUUCAAAAAUCUGAGGUAGAGAGGGACUUGGGAAUCCUUGUGCAGGAUUCCCUAAAUUUAACCUGCAGGUCAAGUUGGCAGUGAGGAAGGCAAAUGCAAUAUUGGCAUUCAUUUUGAAAGGGUUAGAAUAUAAAGACAAGGAUGUAAUGCUUCUGGAGUAUUGAGAGCAGUUUUGGGCCCCUUAUCUAAGAAUGGAUGUGCUGACAUUGGAGCUGGUUCAAAGGAGGUUCACGAAAAUGAUUACAGGAAUGAAAGGCUCAUCAUAUAAUGAGUGUUUGAUGGAUCUAGAUCUAUACUCACUGGAAUUAAGAAGAAUGGGGGGGCUAUCUCAUUUGAACCUUUCAAAUGGUGAAAGGCCUCGAUAGAGUGGAUGUCAAGAGAACUUUUCAUCUGGUACGGGGGCAAAGACGAGAAGGGACAACCUCAGAAUAGAGUGAUGUCCAUUUAGAAUGGAGAUGAGGAAGAAUUUCUUUAGCCAGAUGGUGGUGAAUCUGUGGAAUUUGUUGCCAUAUGCAGCUGUGAAGGCCAGGUUAUUAGGUGUAUUUAAGGCAAAGGUUGAUAAAUUCUUGAUAAGUCAGGGCGUGGAAGGUUACAGGGAGAAGACAAGUAAAUAGGGUUGUAGAGAAAUGGAUCAGCUGUGAUCAAAAGGCAGAGCAGACUCAAUGGGCCAAAUAGCUUAAUUCUGCUCUGGUGUCUUGUGGUUGUAUGGCCUUGUGUAUAGAUGCAAUGAAGUAAACAAAUAUGUGAAGGUUUAUUGUAGUUUAGAAUUGUCUCCAAAACAUGUUGACGAGUACCAUGCGAUGUACAACCUUGACUCAAUUAUCAGAUGCACAGUAACAGUAAUUCUUUUUCCAAGCGCAAACACGACGAAAUCUGCAGAUGCUGGAAAUUCAAACAACACGCACAAAAUGCUGGUGGAACACAGCAGGCCAGGCAGCAUCUAUAGGGAGAAGCGCUGUCGACGUUUCGGG